Molecule: messenger RNA, 1670 nt
Organism: Ostrea edulis (European flat oyster)
Lineage: Eukaryota; Metazoa; Mollusca; Bivalvia; Ostreida; Ostreidae
Exons: 4
Coding region: 52-1515 (487 amino acids)
Molecular function (GO): protein binding
Source: RefSeq, a predicted model, not a curated record
CAACAGCAGAAAAUAUUCCUAGGAAGUUCUUGACUAAAAAGAGGUUAAAGCAUGGUGGUGAUCAAAAUGAUUCUGCUUGUUGAUAUCCUCCUCCUAAAUCUCCCAGUUCACACCUGUAACGGUGACCUCUUUGUGACGUCAGACUUUACUCGUCAGCCUCGUUUAGAUGAUGUAUAUUUGCCCACAAUCCACUUGCGAAGUGCAUAUAAAACGGCUAGUUUACUUAUAUGCAUUAUAGACUGUAAAAGCUACCCUGGAUGUCUGUCAGUACGUUAUCACGUGGUCAGAGAGGAGUGUCAUUUGCUUGAUGCUUGUCUGAUGUGCAAUAUCGGGGAGAUGGAUAUAGGAUGGAGGCAUUUCUGUAAAGAUCCAGCACCUGUCAUCAUACCAGAUACAGGUAACGGACACAUUGCUUUCCAAGCUUCGUCUGAUGACAGGAUUCCAGCACGCGGAGAAGUCCUCAUUUUUGACAAAAUCCUAGCCAACCUCGGUCAUGGUUACAACUCUACCUCUGGGAUCUUCAGCGCUCCCAGGGAGGGUUUCUUCAUAUUUUCCUGGAGUCAGCAAAGCAGGAGAAUCAACACAUACACAAAAGCUUGGCUUUUCGUUGAGGGUCAACAAAAGGGCAAAUUGCAUGACAAAGGUGGAAAUGUGGUGACCAAUUUUGCCAUGGUUCAUCUUAAGAUGCGAGAUCAGGUGUAUGUUUGUAGCUAUUACAAGAAUAGUUAUGUCGACACUCUGUCCCAGUUUUCUGGAUGGAUAUACGAAAAACCGACAGACUCUUGUGACAUUAACUUCCAUGGUACUGCAGUGAAUAGAAAUAAUGAAACCAUUGUCUACAAAUCACACACGCCACCUGAUGAAAUACAUUCUAGGCUGACUUCCGGUUCUAACGGCACAGUUGUGAUAAUGUCACUCACUACCGUCAACAGGGGACUUUUUUCUAAUUUGCGGUACGUCAUAGAUGGUGUUGACGUCAUGACAAGUGUAAUUGACGGCUGGAGAUCACGUGACGUCGCUGUUACUUUGAUUGCAGUUCAACACAUCUAUGGGAACUCCAGUAUUGAGGUCAGGAAUGAGAAAACGCACAUCAACAGUGCUGGGAAUACUUUAACGGCAGUUUGCAUUUCCAAAGUUCCAGCAUUCAAUGUUUGGGCUUCUGAUCCUGAGCAAGCAACAGAUAGAACAGUGGUCUUCACCAAAGUGCUAAUGAAUGAAGGAGACAUGUUUAACGCAUCCGAUGGAACGAUUCACUCCCAGCGGAAGGGACUAUAUUUUAUGACCUGGACAGUUCACUCAUUCAACAAUACAACCAUUCUCUCAUCACUGGUUGUAAAUGGUACACCCAUCCGUCAUCUAAAGAUGACGUCACUUCCUGACCAUCACACUGUGUCGACGUCUGUUGCUGUCCAUCAGUUAGAAGAGAAAGACAAAGUGGAAAUAAGAAUUGUAGAAGGUGAAACCGGAGAUCUAGGAGUAUACUUUUCCGGCAUUCUGAUUGCUGCUUUAGAUUAAAAGUAAAUCUAGCUAAUCUACUGGCAUCUAACUUCUAACCAUGAAAUAUUUGUGUGUGUGUGGUUUAUACUGUUUCUUGUAUCUAUUGUUCGAUGAAUGGAUGAAACACAUGUGUAAAGUAUGCAUAUCAAUAAAUCGGUUGCUGGUAUGUGUUG